UACAAUAAUGUACACAAAGUAUUUCUGGAAUUAUCUUUUAAUUCUAAAUUAAAGUGGUAAAAUUAAAUAACUAAUAUACUAAUAAUGUCUUUCGACGUCAAUUGGGACGUCGAAAGUCAGAGAGAAGAUCACGAAUGCGAAGAACAUUGGCAGUUAAGAAAGGCGUUCAUAGAACGAUGGAAGAACGAAUAUCCUAAAGACAGGCUGGUUUGCUUGGCCAGGGUCUUCACUAACAUGGAGUUUAUGGGCUGCAGGUACCCUACAGAGGUCAUGCACGAAGUCGCAAGGCUGUCACAAGAAGUAGCUAGUGCUUACAGAAACUCCAAGAAAGGCAAACUCCAAAGGACAUUUGUAUCAGCCUCAGAUGCUGCGGAGGACAGAGCCAGAGGUGUGAAGCGAGAAGGUGGAAUCGUCAAAGAUGGCCCCGCACCAAAAUCUUCUAAAAUCCAGUUUGUGAAACAGGGACAGGGAGGGAAUGAAGAAGAGAGUGAGGAAAAGGAUGUGGAUAGUAGAAUAAGGAAUCUGAUUAGUUCAAGUAUAAACAGCAAAACAACAGAAGAAGCCCGGAAGCCCCUUGGGGACCUAAAUGAGUACCUGAAAGACCUGAGCGGAGUGCGGUGUCUGGACGCCCGGGUGUUUGACGAAAGCAUGUUCUUUAGCAGCUUCGGACAGCUCGUGCUGCUCGUCAGGCCUUGGGCGGGGAAGUGGUGGAAUAUACAGACGAGCUGUCAAGUCUGCAACAUCCCGUUCACAUCAACAUUCGAAGACGGGGCCAUGUCCAUGAUGAUCAACGGACUGCUAGUAGCUCGGGCCUCGGGGGCUUCUAAAGCGGAUGCCAAGUGUAACGUGGAAGUCAUGGCUUGGAAUAGGCUUCGCGAAGAGGUGAUAACAGUGGUAGUGAAGGAACAAUUCCGGGCGGACGGUGGCGCCAUCUCUGUCAGCGAGGUCACGGGGCGGCGCGACGACGAGUUCGGAGCGCCCGUAGAGAACAGCGUCGCUACUAAGAUGAUGAAGCUCAUGGGUUGGAAGGGCGGCGGACUGGGCGCCGACGCUCAAGGUAUUGAGGAACCAAUAAAACCACACUUACAAAUGGUGAACCGCCAAGGCCUCGGCAGCACCUGUUCCGAUGCCCAGAGCCUCCGACGGGCAGCCUUUACCCUCAUGAGACGAUACUUGGCCUCAGACUGUUUAGACGUCGACCUUAUAUUCAGUAGAGAUUUCUCCAAGGAAGAGCGAGCUUCGUUGCAUCAGGUCGCGCAAAAAGUCGGGUUGGCCAGCAGAAGCUACGGGACUGGAGAAGAAAGAUUCCUAGUAGUAAAGAAGAAGCUAGAUCCCUUCUCGCUCACACGUGCCGUGUUAGAAAAGGGGGGCAACACUCCCAAGUACCAAGUGUUCAUACCGUGCGGGGCCAGCAAACGAUCGCAGAGGAAUGGAAGAUAUUAAUACAAGUGGACUAAGUUAAUAGUACAUUACGAUACAAGUGCGUAAAAAAGGAAGUUCGAAACGAGUGGCGAUAAAUCAAAACACGACCGAAGGGAGUGUUUUAAAUCGAC
Messenger RNA from Leguminivora glycinivorella, 1553 nucleotides. RefSeq lists its product as uncharacterized. Gene Ontology annotation, molecular function: nucleic acid binding. The transcript has 9 exons. Bases 85 to 1443 code for a protein of 452 amino acids. The record is from RefSeq and is a predicted model, not a curated record. NCBI's taxonomy places the organism in Eukaryota, Metazoa, Arthropoda, Insecta, Lepidoptera, Tortricidae.